GAUCACAAUGUACAAAACCAACUGGAAUGGAAUUGACCAAUGAGCGCAAGAGAAGUUGCGGAUUGACGUCGAUUCCGACCAAUAACACAGUUUGUGAAACUGUGUUUAUACCUGCCCACUUUUCCGUACAGGGAGACUGUUUUGUGUCUGGACAUCAUGGUGUGGGAGGUGGUGACUCCAACUGUGCUGUCAGGUCACUCUAAAUGUCACCAAGUGCCGGAGCCCGAGCCUCAGGCUGAGGACACAGAAAUGAUGACGGAUGCAGAUGGAGACCAAUCGCAUGAUUCGCUGCGCUGUGACGAACACUUCCCCUCCUCACCCGGAUUCCCCACCAGUGACAGUUACAUGGAAUAUGAUGACCUCCCAGAUCUACAGGAAGUUCGAGAGGAGACAGAGUCAACAGCACCACCUGUGUACCAGGUGGAGUUGGGUGUGUCACACCAGGAACGAAACAUACAGACACACAGACCAGAGCCUCCGGACACACGCUGGCUGACACAGCUAGCACACAUUGCCACUGGACCUCAGAGUCCACUGCUACAGGAGCCUCCUGACAGCAGUUCUUCUUCAGUCUGCAUCCCGAGCAGCAGCAGUGAUCUACAUUCCUACGCUCGGCCUCCUCCUCCUCUCCCCAGCAGCACCCUGUCGUCCCUCAGAGGUCACGGCAGGGAGCGUCAGCGCUGCAGGACAAACAGUGAAUGUGGCUCUGCAGUAUCCACCAGAUCUUCUCUGUCUGAUGAUGAAGACAUGGGCUGGAGUUUUUCCUGCCCACCCACUGCCUGGCACUGUUUUCUCAAGGGAACUCGUCUGCAUUUCCACAGCAGCUCAAAAAUAGAGUGGCGGGAAGCUGAGGACUUGGAGUCUGCUGAGGAAGACUCUGCUGAUGAGAAGCAGUCUAGAUUUCUAAAGAGUUAUGGCUCUGAGGGUCUGCAGCUGGUGGAGCAUGCAGAGAUUGUGUUGUCUGGUCAGGCUGUUCUACAACUGACCUUUGACCCCGGCACAUUUGGAUAUAUCCCCCUGACUGCCCGCUGCCAACUCGAUCACCCCUUCUAUGUCAAAAACAAAGGCUGGUCAUCCUUUUACCCCAGCUUGACUGUGGUGCAUUAUGGGAUACCAUGUUAUGAAAUGGAAGUGGGAGAUGUUUGCCUGCCUCCGGGACACAGAGACGCCAAGCACACAGAGGAUUCUCCAGUCUUUGACACAUUUAAAAGCUAUGAUUUCACUCCUCUGGACUCCUCGGCGGUUUACGUAUUGAGCAGUAUGGCGAGAAGGCGACGUGCUUCCCAGUCCAGCAGGGGAGCUGUUUCUCCAGACAGAGACGUGCUUCAAGAUGUGCACAGUCCCAGCCAUUCCCACGCCACUCAGCAAAAGCCCCCCAAAAACCAGCUGCUCAGUACACAGGGAGGCAGCAGCGCCACACCCACUAAGUGCAAGCGGCCAAUGAAUGCAUUCAUGCUGUUUGCCAAGAAGUUCAGAGUGGAGUACACGCAAAUGUACCCGGGCAAAGACAACAGAGCCAUCAGCGUCCUCCUCGGUGAGCGGUGGAAGAAAAUGCGAAGUGAGGAGCGUCGCGUGUUCACCCUGCAGGCCAAAGCACUCGCAGACGAGCAGAAAAGACUCAACCCAGACUGCUGGAAACGGAAACGAACCAACUCUGGCUGUCAAGGAAAUUAAGGCUACAGAGAAGAAAAGAGGACAACUGACAGAGCCUGUUGGAGUGUACACACACACACACACACACACAUACACACACUCACAUACACACAUUAAAAAAAAGAGCUAUGCAUAACCGAAUAUUACGCUUUAGUUCUAUAUUUUGUUUUGUGUUGAUCUCCUAAAUCCCUGAAUCCUGUUAUAGUAAUGCAAAAAAAAACAGCUGCCCCUGGUGAACACCUUGGGCUGCUCUCAACAAACAUCACUUUCCUUUUUCUUGCCUUUCAAAGGUGCUACUUGUAAAAUGUUGAAGUGCUAUAAAUCAUUAUUUCUUAAUAGGAAUUUUAGCAGAGGUGUCAAACAUCGCCUUUUUUUAAAAAAUGCUGCGGAACACCCGUAGUGUCUCCUGCCGGGGACCGGAUAUUUUUCCAAAGAGAUGAACGGAUUUUAGCUCCAAUGAGCAAAGUUCAUCUCUACACGUGAUUCUUACAGUGAUGUGAUAAUAUCCACAAAAAAAAGAGAAGAGAUUCUGAUGAUCUUCAGUUUCUCACACUAUGCUUGAAACAGGUGGAAGUUGAGGUGCUUUUAGCCAAAGUAGAGAAUGUAGCUAUUUUUCCAAAAUUCUAUAUUGUACAAUAAGAAAUAUACAAUUUAUUUUAUUGCCUGUAUUACUUGUAUUUGGACUCAGUGUUAUUGCACAAGGCUACAUAUAUUUUAACUUUGCUUUCAUUUAUCACGUAGCAUUUAAUAAUUAAACACCACAAACUCUUAAACGAGGGCCUGGGUUUUAUUCACCUCCCCACAAAUUAAAUGUGGCCUUUUUUAGCAGCAAUAAUAAUAAUUUGCUGCAUUUUAGUGAGUCUCCAGUAAUGCUUCAGUUUUUCUCAGUAAGGGUUCCUCGUGGAGUUGUUAUGUAAACAAAUGUGUUUACAUUCGGCGUUAGUCACCUAAACCUGCCGUGUCAUUUAGAGGACUGUGCAUCACGCCACAUGUGACAAACCAAGAGACCGCAUAAUAUCAUUUGAAUUCAUCAAGUUGAAGUGAUGAAGGGAAAAAUAACCAUUAAAUGGCAACCCAAGUUAAAGGUCUUUCAUCUUUGAGGUUAACAAUUCUAGUGGCCAACAAUGGAGGUAAAGAAAACCGUUGAAAUGUGGUGGUGCAGUAACUCUAGGUCAUCUAAAGAGGGUCAUCUGUGUGCUGGUCCACCAGCAACCAGAAACAAGUUGCUUUACAUGUAGACGUGGCUUAAAACUCUACAGGGAAGCUUUAAAGAACUCCUUGAAUCCCUCACUUGCCCAAAGCUUUUAUUUCGAAAUAAGUAACCAAUGUAUUUAAGGAAGUAGAACCACACUCUAAUUGUACUUUGAAGUAAUUGACGAUGACUUGGACAGUAAAUAAUGCCACUGCUUAAAGUUUAACUUUACCUGUGACUACUGGUGGCUUGACUCCGUGUAAAAAAAAAUAUAUAAAAAAAAAUAAUAAUAAAUUAUUAAUAAUAAUAUUAAUAAUAAUACUACAAAUAUAUAUAUAUGUAUUCUAGUCACUGUCAGGCAGGUAGUGUGCACACUGAGAAAAAUUAUGACGUCCCCAUUGAUUAACCGCUACUGUGAACAUACGGUGAAGCUAAAUGCCAAGAAAUCAUCAUGAGCAGUCGAUAUGAUCAGAAACAGGAAAAUGUAUGAUGAUGAGGUUUUGUGGUGUAUUUUAGUCAGGAUGUUUUGUUUUUGGGAAAAAUAAACAACAUUGUGAAUGUGUUUACAUGCACAUGGUAAAGAGUAAAGACGGAAGGAAAUUUUACAUUAUUGUGCCCUUAAAAUUUAGAUUCUUAAAGAUGAAAAUGGGAAAGGAAAUGAAACAGCCCUGAGGCCUCACUGAUAGUAGGGAAUGCUUGCCAAAUGCACUAAGAAGAAUUCUGGUAUACAAUCAUAUGCAUUAAAAAAACUAACAGUACUGUUCCUCUUACUAACUAACUCAAAGUGAAACACACGUCUCAGUUUGGAAAACUUUCCGCCUGAAAAGCGAGACCCAGGGCUGGGUCGUCAUACCUUAAUAAAAAACAGGAGAUAUUCCCCCUGUGUGCAUGUAAACACACCCACUGCUAAAAAUGUUUGGAACUCAACAGGUGUAUGGGAACUCAGCUGUGUGAGGAUUUAGAGAUGUCACGCAAUUAUUAUGAGAGAGUGGGUUUGUGUAGAUUUGCUAUCCAGGCAGAGUGCAGGAAGGGUGGGCA
Molecule: messenger RNA, 3883 nt
Organism: Oreochromis niloticus (Nile tilapia)
Lineage: Eukaryota; Metazoa; Chordata; Actinopteri; Cichliformes; Cichlidae
Product: HMG box-containing protein 1
Exons: 13
Coding region: 157-1674 (505 amino acids)
Biological process (GO): regulation of transcription by RNA polymerase II
Cellular component (GO): nucleus
Molecular function (GO): RNA binding; protein binding; RNA polymerase II cis-regulatory region sequence-specific DNA binding
Source: RefSeq, a predicted model, not a curated record